Molecule: messenger RNA, 720 nt
Organism: Erythranthe guttata (spotted monkey flower)
Lineage: Eukaryota; Viridiplantae; Streptophyta; Magnoliopsida; Lamiales; Phrymaceae
Source: RefSeq, a predicted model, not a curated record
UAAGCAAUUUCAUACCUGCUGUUAGUUCCGAACACCUUCUCUCUCUCACUCACUCUCUCUCCGGCGCGGCGCCACACUGUAACUCAGCCUUCUUUCUACUGAAGCUGUUAGGUUUUGCGAAUAGCAAUGUUUUUGACGAGGAUAUUUGGGAGGGCACUGUUUACGGCUGCGAAAUCAGAGGCUUCAGCUGCCGGAGCUGCUGCUUCGACUACAGUUAGGCAUAACCCGCUCGAGGAGUUCUUCGAGGUCGAUCGAAACCCUGAAGAUGAGAAGCCUGCUGUCUAUGGUCGGAGUUGGAAGGCUUCGGAACUGCGUCUGAAGUCAUGGGAUGACCUUCAGAAGCUGUGGUAUGUUCUUCUUAAAGAAAAGAACAUGUUGAUGACUCAGCGCCAGAUGCUUCAUGCUCAAAACCUUCGUUUUCCCAAUCCCGAGCGUGUUCCAAAGGUACGCAAAUCGAUGUGCCGAAUCAAGCACGUGCUUACCGAGAGAGCAAUUGAAGAGCAAGAUCCAAGGAGGUCAGCUGAGAUGAAGAGGAUGAUCAAUUCCCUAUAAUUUCCUAAUUAUCUUCGUUAGUUUGCGCGUUUAGCGAGUGGAGGCAUAUUGGUAUUAAUAUGCUGAUGCGUUUGUUUAUCAACGGAAAUAUUUGAAUUGAAUGUUCUUGUUAGAAUUUUUGCACGAAACUGAAAGAAGUUGAACAAAUUUGAGAUAUUCCUGUUUGAA